UCUUCCGAGAGAACAGGCCACAUAAAAGAAGAAGAAAGCGACGGCGACCAGUGCUAAAAUUUGAAACCCUCGACCGGGGCGCCGGCCGCCGCCGACCAUCCCUGCUCCGAUCCGCCGCCUCCCACCAGCCAAGAGCUCAGAGUACUUCGGAGUCAGGAGGGCAAUGUUGGAAGACGGCGACGAGAGCGCCAAGGCAGCGGCGACGGAGGCGGCGCUGGGGCUGAGCCCGCAGGUCUUUGUCGACGAGGUCCUCGAUAUCAUCGCCGACGUCAGCGCCGAGGCCUUCGAGUACUGCCUCCAGGAAGCGGCAGCACCGGGGGUCCUCGGAGCCGCCACGGCGGCCCAGAAGGCUGCGGAGCUCCAGCGGGGAUUAAAUGCCAUUCACCAUGUCGUAAAGGAUGCACUGGAUAAAAGAAUGACAAACUGGGAGAAAUACUGCUUUCGACAUUGCUUCAAUAUACCUGAAGGUUUUGUGGUGCCUGAAGAUGAUAAUUCUUGCGCAAAAGAGUCGCACAAAGUUGGGACUUCUGAUUCAGAUUUGGAUCUGGAACUUGAUUCCUUAAGGAGAAAACUUGAAAGUGCUAACAAGGAAUCUGAAAAACUUCAAAGAGAGAUGUCUUCAUUAGAAAGGCAAACUACGUACAAAAGAAAACUUGAUUCUGCUAUUGCUGAGAUUCAAAAGUUGUUUGAAGACAAAUUCGUGCAGGAAAAUUUUGAAGAUCUUGCAAAGGCGAUACCACUGUUGCAGCAGAAAAUAAUAGGUAUGCAGAAGAAAAGGACUGAGACUGGGAGCUUGAUAAAUCAACAGGUUUGGAACACGAACGGUCUGAGGGAUAAUAAGCGUCCAGCAUUGGGUUUAACUGCACGCGCUGAAGACAUUCAAGAGAUUGUCAGUAUCUUACAGAACAAGUAGCUUACAGAGUCGUCGCAUUCACAUUACAGUAUCAGCUUCUCUUUGUCUAGCUAUCUUCUCGCUAGCUGCUUGUCUGACACUGAACUGCGUUAAGGUGAUGGGGGACUUCCUGGAUAAGUUAGGGCUGCUAUGUUGUGUAUCUGUGGUAUAUGUGUUUUAGGUUGUGCAAUAGUGAGACUUAUUUGAGGAUAAUUCGAUGUACCCUCUGCUGUGUCAUUCUUGGAUCACUGUGCUUGAUCAUGAAAGUUUAUGGUUCCUGCUGGAAAUAACCAAGCUGUGAUGUCAGCGCAUUCUGAGUUGUUUUUCUA
Molecule: messenger RNA, 1221 nt
Organism: Panicum virgatum (switchgrass)
Lineage: Eukaryota; Viridiplantae; Streptophyta; Magnoliopsida; Poales; Poaceae
Product: protein MIS12 homolog
Exons: 7
Coding region: 164-913 (249 amino acids)
Biological process (GO): mitotic cell cycle; mitotic sister chromatid segregation; kinetochore assembly
Cellular component (GO): chromosome, centromeric region; nucleus
Source: RefSeq, a predicted model, not a curated record